This is a messenger RNA of Cynoglossus semilaevis (tongue sole), 845 nucleotides long. RefSeq names its product collagen alpha-3(VI) chain-like. The transcript has a single exon. The record is from RefSeq and is a predicted model, not a curated record. The coding region runs from base 221 to 805 and encodes 194 amino acids. Gene Ontology annotation, molecular function: extracellular matrix structural constituent conferring tensile strength. NCBI's taxonomy places the organism in Eukaryota, Metazoa, Chordata, Actinopteri, Pleuronectiformes, Cynoglossidae.
CUGCCAUUUAAACUUGAUGCAGAAAGAGAAAAGGGCUCUAAAUGAAAUUUGGGAAUUUCAAACCAUUCCAAUAUUUUAUCAUGAAUACAAGUCAGUUGUAGUCUGUCCAUAGUUUUGCCUUAUUUGUUUGCCUUUCUUUCUUUUAUCAGUUGACACUGGCAAAAGAGAUAUUGUGUUUCUUCUGGAUGGUUCCGAUGGCACAAGUAAUACCUUCUCUGCCAUGCGGGACUUUGUCGAGAAAGUGGUGGAGAAACUGAGAGUGGGAGAAACAAAAGACCGUGUCUCUGUGGUCCAGUACAGCAAAGAUUCAGAGGUCCAUUUUUAUCUGAACACAUACAACAAAGUAGAAGACAUUUUGGACUCAAUCAGGGGGCUGAGACACAAAGGAGGCAGACCCCGUAAUGUAGGGGCAGCCCUAAAGUAUGUCAGGGACAAUGUGUUUACAAACUCCAGCGGAAGCAGGCGCCUCCAAGGUGUCCCACAAACGCUGAUACUACUAAAUGGUGGAAAGUCUUUCGACAGUGUUGAAGCCCCAGCCUUGGCUCUCAAACAGCAAGGCAUCGUUGUGAUUGGCAUCGGAACAAGGGGGUCUGACAUAAGAGAGCUUCAGAAGAUAUCAUACGACCCUACUCAGACUCUGAGAGUGUCUGAGUUUACAGACCUCCCAAAUGUCCAAGAGCAGCUCUUCUCAGUAAUGGGAACAGUGUUAGCAACGGCCACACCAAUGACACCAACAGUGACUGGUAAGGAAGCGACCCAUUUUUACUCUUUAAGAUGCAAGCUGAAAUUAUGUGCAAUGUACUAGACAACGUUAAUGUCAGCUAGUGAGACUUUGGCAAAAAUCU